Penicilliopsis zonata CBS 506.65 is the source of this 1664-nucleotide messenger RNA. RefSeq lists its product as hypothetical. The coding region runs from base 147 to 1556 and encodes 469 amino acids. The record is from RefSeq and is a predicted model, not a curated record. Gene Ontology annotation, cellular component: cytoplasm. The transcript has 3 exons. NCBI's taxonomy places the organism in Eukaryota, Fungi, Ascomycota, Eurotiomycetes, Eurotiales, Aspergillaceae. Gene Ontology annotation, molecular function: sphingomyelin phosphodiesterase activity.
CGGCGGCCGCGCUCCAGGGCUGUUCUGGUAUCCGCGAUCCAGCCGGCGGCGCUUGGGCGGAGGAUCGGAGCCGUCCAUCGUGGGCGAAGAGCGUCGGGAUCCGAUCUGGCGAGAUUGCUCAGGCCGGAUUGGCUGUGUUGCCCCCUAUGGCGUUGCCCACCACCACCACCACCGCCGCUGCCAGCGAUACCCCUCCCAAUCGGAUCCGCAUCUUGACGCUCAACUGCUGGGGGCUCAAGUACCUGGCCAAAUAUCGCCAUGAGCGGCUGGCAGAGAUCGGCCGCUUGCUGGCGGCCGCAGAGCCGGCGCCCGAGAUCGUCGGGCUGCAGGAGUGCUGGACGCAGCAGGACUACGAAAGCAUCCGGGAACAGACGCGGCAGGUGCUGCCCUACGGCAAGUUCUACUUUGGCGGGAUCUUUGGCGCGGGGCUGGCCAUUCUGAGCAAGUGGCCCAUCGAGGAGAGCAGUAUGUAUGCCUACCCGCUGAACGGGCGGCCGACAGCCUUCUUCCGGGGGGACUGGUUCGUCGGGAAAGGGGUUGCCUGUGCACGGGUACGGUUUGGGCCGCGGGUCGAGGACGUGGCCGAGGUGUUUUGCACGCAUCUGCAUGCGCCGUACGAGCGGGAGCCGAACGACUCGUACAUCUGCCAUCGGACGGCGCAGGCGUGGGAGAUUGCGAAGCUGAUGCGCGGAGCGGCAGAGAGAGGCCAUCUGGUGAUCGGACUAGGCGACUUCAAUAUGCUACCCUCUUCCUUUGCGCACCAGCUCAUCACCGCCCAUGCUCCCGUGAGGGAUGUGUGGAAGACCCUCCAUCCGGACUCGGCGGAGUACAACCUGGUCGAGAACGGGGCGACGUGCGACGGCGUGCUGAACACCUGGCGCUGGACGAAAGAGGACCGCAAGCGUCUCGAGAAGGGAGAGGAAAUCCUCGUGGACACAAAGACCCUCGACCCCCGUGCCAAACGGCUCGAUUACAUCUUCGUCGGCGAUGGCGGCUAUCCUCCCGCAUUCCCGGCGCCCAAAUGGAAGGUUGAGUCGGCAAACGUGGCCAUGACUUCGCGGCAUCCGACAUUGAGAUGUUCACUGAGUGAUCAUUUCGCCGUCGAGGCGGUCAUCGCCCGUAAUGGGGCUAGGACUCAGCCUCCACCCCCGCCUGACAAGGAGAGUUCCCACGCUGAUGACGACGAAGAGUACGUUGCCGUCUCUGGACAUACAGACUCGCAAGCCCCGAAUACCAUCCUCACCCCGGAGACCUACGACCACAUCCUCGCCAUGAUUGACAAGUACGUUGCGCGCGAACGAUCCCAGCGCCGCUGGCGGCUCGCCCACUGGCUCGCCUCCGUGGCCAUCUCGAUCGGCUGCUUCGUCGCCGCCUGGUGGACCGGCAGCGUGCCCUAUGUCGCCUUUAUCCUCACUCUAGUCAGCACGCUGAGUUUCGCGGCCGGCGUUCUCGACGGCUUGAUCGGCGGGCUUUUCGUGUCCGGUGAGCUGCGGGCCUUGAAGGAGUUUGAGUGGGAGGUCCGCAAUGCACAGAGGAUUGCUCAGUCCUUGACUUGAUUCACUUAGGGGAUGACUUUGCUGGAUCGCUGGAAUACUCCCAGCCUGUAAUUUUAAUGACUUGGUAUAUAAUUACUUCAAUUGUGUAAUAUGAUCACUACUCAUGUG